GCCAAACCAUCAGCUUGUCACCUUCCCGCCCAUGCCCGAGCAGAACACCGGAACAGAGCGAGCGAAACAAAAGCUAAUUAAGCGACCCAUGGCCCAGGGAGGCGAUGCCGCCGCGUGCCGCUGCAGUCUGCCCCUGCUGCCACUGCCACCGCGGCGCCUCCUCCUCGUCGUCCUCGUCGCCAUGCUGACCGCGGUUUUGGUGGCGGCGCCGUCGGCGAGGGCGGCGUGGGUGGAGGACUACCCGUCGGGGGUGCCGUGCGGGGCGACGAUCCCGGUGGAGCAGUGCGACCCGGGGGACGCGGCGGCCAACAGCGCAUGCAUGGACGUGUGCCACUACGGCGGGUGCCGCCGCGGCGGCCGCUGCGUGUCGCUCGGCUUCGCCAGGGGCCGUGGCUGCCAUUGCAGGUGCUAGCCUGCCGCACGGUAGCUUCCAUGUUCUUGCAGUUCGCCAGCGGCUCUUCCCGGCCUUUUUUUCCCCUCUGUGUGUACUUGAGUGGUACGAUCUGUGCAAUAUUGCGUUGGGUGGUUUCACCUGCGCAGUCGGUGGCUUC
Aegilops tauschii subsp. strangulata is the source of this 551-nucleotide messenger RNA. RefSeq lists its product as uncharacterized. The record is from RefSeq and is a predicted model, not a curated record. NCBI's taxonomy places the organism in Eukaryota, Viridiplantae, Streptophyta, Magnoliopsida, Poales, Poaceae.